AUGGCGAGUACACCUGGUCAGGUCAUCAAGUGCAAAGGUUCGUCCCUUCUGCCGUUUGUUGGUGUUUCAUUCUUUUGUUGCCUCAAGGAGACGGAGCUCAGUUUUCCCCCAAUUUUGUGGGGCACAACAGAGGGAAGUUCUUCUCCUGCUUAGUAAAGGCUGCAAAUUUAUCCUUACUUCUCUUCCCUGAUGUUGCAGCGGCGGUUGCCUGGGAGGCAGGGAAGUCGCUGGUUAUCGAAGAGGUAGAGGUGGCUCCGCCGCAGGCCAUGGAGGUCCGCGUGAAGAUCCUCUUCACCUCCCUCUGCCACACGGACGUCUUCUUCUGGGAGGCCAAGGUACGGUUUUUCUCCACAAUCUCCGGCAUACAGUGACUCCCGGAAGGUCGGUCGAUCGGGAUGAUUGACGUGGUCUGGCUUCGGUGACAUUGCAGGGUCAGACACCCGUGUUCCCCCGAAUUUUGGGCCACGAAGCAGCAGGGUAUGCUCAAUUCCCUUCACUUCCUCGGUCUCCUUCCCGAAUAGUCUUCUUUCUCUUCCUCAGUCUCCCCAGAUGGACUAAAUCUCUGUGUCUGGUGUUGACGGUGAGCAGGAUUGUGGAGAGCGUGGGAGAAGGCGUGACGGAUCUGCAGCCGGGAGACCACGUGCUCCCGGUGUUCACGGGAGAGUGUAAGGAGUGUGACCACUGCAAAUCGGAGGAGAGCAACAUGUGCAGCCUGCUGAGGAUCGACCCUGACCGCGGUGUGAUGAUCGGGGACGGGAAGUCGAGGUUCUCCAUCAACGGGAAGCCCAUCUACCACUUUCUCGGCACCUCCACGUUCAGCGAGUACACCGUGGUGCACGUGGGCUGCCUAGCGAAGAUAAACCCGCUGGCCCCCCUGGAAACGGUCUGCGUGCUCAGCUGCGGGAUCUCCACAGGUGCGGCCUUCUUCUUCUUCAGCUUGGCUUCACUAAUAAAAAAAACAUAGUCUUGGAAUGUGUUCACACUAUCUUCUUUAUCUUCUAAUUUUGGAAAUUAUAUCUUUCCUUAAUACCAUAAAUGUUUUUAUCAAAAUUUUGAAGGUUUCGGCGCGACGGUGAAUGUGGCCAAACCAAAGAAGGGAUCGUCAGUUGCUGUAUUCGGAUUGGGAGCCGUGGGCCUUGCCGUGAGUGUCUCGCUCUGUUCCUCUAUCUGUUACUCUGUAUAGUGGAUGGUUUUCGUUCUCCUCUCCGUAUUCGAUUAGAUGAUGACAUAUUAGAAUGGUAACAAACAGGCUGCGGAGGGGGCGAGGGUCUCAGGAGCUUCAAGGAUCAUCGGUGUGGACUUGAACUCGGACAGAUUCGAGCAAGGUGUGUGUCCAAUCUUUUUUUAAAUCAAUUGGAUUUCGGGUGAUGAUAUGAACAACAGAGUUUAAGACAUUUUCAUUGCUUUCAUCACCAGCUAAGAAGUUCGGCGUGACGGAGUUUGUGAACCCAAAAGAUCACGAUAGACCCGUUCAAGAGGUUCGCUUUCUAUAUCACACUUUAACAUUUCCGAGCUUAGCAUCGUGCCGUUGACAGCGGUUUCUAAAGUGUGAGUCCUGUGGUCUGUGGUGAACAGGUGAUCGCCGAAAUGACCGGCGGCGGAGUAGACCGAAGUGUGGAGUGCACGGGCAACAUCAACGCCAUGAUUUCCGCAUUCGAAUGCGUCCACGAUGUACUUUCUCUUGAUAACUGUCGAUUGCUGACGCUUCAUAGACGGAAAUCUAACCGUAUUUCACGGUCUCUGAUCUAAUCUGGUUGACAUCACGGUCGCAGGGAUGGGGAGUCGCUGUGUUGGUCGGUGUGCCUCCCAAGGAUGCCGUGUUCAAGACCUCUCCAGUAAAUUUCUUGUGUGAGCGGACCCUCAAGGGCACCUUCUAUGGGAACUACAAGCCUCGCACUGAUAUUCCUUGUUUGGUGGAGAAGUAUAUGAACAAGGUAACUAACCUCUCUGAACAUCGCUUUCUUGAAUUAACCCUUUCGGGACGAAAUAGGGGAGGGGUCGAAGAGCCUCCUCAGUCCCUAUGGCCGAGCAAGAUACAUUAGCUGCCCUUUGGUUUCUUGAAUAAGCGAAGAUUGGUUACCGAGCAUACAACAUGAGUGGCGAUAAAAAAGCUUGUUUUCUGUACAGUGGAGGAGGGAAGAUCUCUUCUUCCCUCCCGUUUUAUGCCAUCACUCGUGGGUUCCGGAGAAAACCCAUUAAUCAGCAAAUGUAUUUGACAUAGAGUUAAUUGGAUGUCUGUUUGUCUGUGCAGGAGAUGGAGCUGGAGAAGUUCAUCACCCAUGAGGUCCCCUUCUCCGAGAUCAACAAGGCGUUCGAUUUAAUGGUCAGUGGAGAAGGCCUCCGCUGCCUCAUCCGAAUGGAAAACUGA
This is a messenger RNA of Spirodela intermedia, 2368 nucleotides long. The record is from the annotation of a GenBank genome assembly. Lineage: Eukaryota; Viridiplantae; Streptophyta; Magnoliopsida; Alismatales; Araceae.